Aegilops tauschii subsp. strangulata is the source of this 822-nucleotide messenger RNA. The record is from RefSeq and is a predicted model, not a curated record. Lineage: Eukaryota; Viridiplantae; Streptophyta; Magnoliopsida; Poales; Poaceae.
AUGGGUGCUAAAAUGGACACACAUGUCGGGCACUUGCUAGAGGCACCCAACGCGGCGACUAACCCCAAACUGUCCGCCUCGGUCACGUGCCCACGCAUGCGCCUUGCCGCCCGCGAGCUCGUGCUCUCACCACGCCGGUGCAGUGGCAGCGGCCGAGUAUGCUUGCGCCCUCGCGCAUUGGCAGCAGCCGAGCCGCCCCGCCCGCAGCCAUCCUCGCACUGCGCCCACUGCCGCCGUCGCGCCGUGCUCGCCGCUCGCCCCUUGCCACCCUGCCACGCCCCGCCUCGCCCUCGCCCCGCCCGCCCCCGGCUCGCGGCCGCACGCCUCCGCGCGCCCGCCUCGCCCCGCACGCCCGCCUCGCCCCGCGCCCGCGCGCGUCCACUCGCCGCCCCAGCGCGCCCGCUCACCACCGCGCGCCGCCCGCUCGCCGCCCCUGCACGCGCUCGGCCCCGCCUGCCGCCACGCGCGCGCACUCGCCCCCACCUGCCGCCGCGCGCGCUCGCGCCCUCGCCUUGCCCCGCGCGGGCCCGCCUCACCGCGGAUCGCCCCCGCCUACAGCCGCGCGCGCGCUCUCGCCACCGCCUGCCACAGCGCUCGCUCCCGCGCGCGCCCAACCCCGCCUGCCUGCCCGCAGCGCCCCGCCCCGCCUGGUGCUCCCCUGCGCGCCCGCCCGCGACCAGGGCUGCUCCCGCGCGCUCGCAGCUCUCCCGCGCCCACGCUCCGCCGCGCGCCGCGCUCGCCCACGGCUGUAGCACCGCGGUGCGCACCGGCAUGGGGAGGAGCAGAAGAGUGAGCAAAAGGUGGAGAGAGAGAGGAUGGUAG